AUGGCCAAGGAUGUGCCAGAAUCACUUGAAACUAUUAAAAUUAAAAUAAAUUAUGAUAAUAAUUGGCCAAUAGAAAAUUUCUUUGAUAGGUGUUAUUAUAAAAGAGGAGGGGAAAAUAAAAAUAUUAUUUUAAAACGCACAGAACGUUGCACGAUGAUAUCUGAUGAUUAUAAUGUAGAAACAAUUUAUUCAUAUUGA
Molecule: messenger RNA, 198 nt
Organism: Diversispora eburnea
Lineage: Eukaryota; Fungi; Glomeromycota; Glomeromycetes; Diversisporales; Diversisporaceae
Source: the annotation of a GenBank genome assembly